AUGGGUUUGAUGGACAUCUUCACGUCCAUCAAAGUCAAAGCAGAGAGCUUCCUGAAUGAGAAGAACAUGGUGACAGACUUUCUGGGGAAGCUGGAGGAGAAAACGGGGAUAAAGAAGAAGAUUAUCGCUCUGGGUGCCGUCUCACUGACAGGACUCUACCUGGUGUACGGAUAUGGUGCCUCCCUGCUCUGCAACCUGAUUGGAUUUGUUUAUCCAGCCUAUUAUUCAAUCAAAGCCAUCGAGAGUACGAGUAAAGAAGACGACACCAAAUGGCUGACCUACUGGGUGGUGUACGGCGUCUUCAGCGUGGGCGAGUUCUUCUCUGAUAUUUUCCUCUACUGGUUCCCCUUCUACUACGCUUUUAAGUGUCUCUUCCUGUUGUGGUGCAUGGCUCCCAUGUCGUGGAACGGCUCCCAGAUCAUCUACAACAGAGUGGUUCGGCCUAUCUUCCUCCGCCAUGAAGCCACGGUGGACAACUUAGUGAGCGACCUCGGCGGGAAGGCCAUGAGCGUGGCAGAGAACUUCACCAGAGAAGUCCUGACCACUCUGGUGAAGAACAAAGCUCUGGUGAGUCCACCGCAGCCCGCUGUCUCUCAGUCUGAAGCCAAGAGUUUACCGAGCACAUCAUCGGGUAAGGUCGCUCCAUCAGAACAGGAAGAAGAGAGAGAGGUACGUUAG
This is a messenger RNA of Cheilinus undulatus (humphead wrasse), 678 nucleotides long. It is a transcript of the gene reep6, whose product is annotated as receptor accessory protein 6. The record is from RefSeq and is a predicted model, not a curated record. The transcript is spliced from 5 exons. Lineage: Eukaryota; Metazoa; Chordata; Actinopteri; Labriformes; Labridae. Bases 1 to 678 code for a protein of 225 amino acids.